Musca domestica (house fly) is the source of this 1203-nucleotide messenger RNA. RefSeq names its product isopentenyl-diphosphate Delta-isomerase 1 (gene Idi). Gene Ontology annotation, molecular function: isopentenyl-diphosphate delta-isomerase activity. Gene Ontology annotation, biological process: isopentenyl diphosphate biosynthetic process; isoprenoid biosynthetic process. Gene Ontology annotation, cellular component: cytoplasm. NCBI's taxonomy places the organism in Eukaryota, Metazoa, Arthropoda, Insecta, Diptera, Muscidae. The transcript is spliced from 2 exons. The coding region runs from base 77 to 847 and encodes 256 amino acids. The record is from RefSeq and is a predicted model, not a curated record.
GUUUCGACACUCUAGAACCCUAGCGAGUUGUUUCGUUGUUUUGCUUUAAAAGGGUGCUCCCCAAGUGAAGGCGGACAUGAUUACAAGUUCUGCCAGAAUGAUUACAGCAUUGACCAGACGCAUUUGUCAACCGCUGAGGGCGGCAAACAGGAGUUGUGUCAGCUAUGCCUCGGUAUCGGAACCAAAACAACACGACGAAUUGCAACGCUUGGCUUUGGAGGAACAAUGCAUUUUGGUGAAUGAAAAUGACCAAGUUAUUGGACAUACUUCCAAGGCGGAUUGUCACCGAGUAGAUCCACAAAGUAAACAAGUCAAAUUACAUCGCGCUUUCUCUGUGUUUCUAUUCAAUACGAAGGGAGAAAUGUUGGUUCAAAAGAGGUCAGAUCAUAAGAUCACAUUCCCCAGUACCUAUACAAAUGCCUGUUGCAGUCAUCCUUUGCACGAAAUCGAAGUGGAACGAGAGGAAGUGAAUUGUUUUGGCAUACGCAAGGCUGCCCAACGAAGACUGAACUAUGAGCUGGGCAUACCUACCAACCAAAUACGACCAGAAAACUUCCACUACUUGACAAGGAUUCAUUAUGCCAAUACUGGAGAUGGUGUAUGGGGUGAACAUGAGAUCGACUACAUUCUAUUUUUGCAGAAAGAUGUCGACAUCAAACCAAAUAUGAAUGAAGUGAGCGAUGUUCGUUUUGUGAAACGUGAGAAUAUUGAUGAGGAGAUCUCAAAAUUCGAUGCCCCCUUGACACCAUGGUUUAAGCUAAUAUUAAACAAUCAUUUACAAUUGUGGUGGGCAAAUUUGCAUCAGCUGAAAAAGUUCGAAGAUCACAAGAAUAUACAUCGUUAUUAGAGAUGCAAUGUUUAAAAAGACGUAAUUGACGAAACAUGAAGGCAUGUCAAUUAAAAUGCACAGUUUACGUUUAUUUUUUUUUUUGCACAUAAAACUAAGAAAUCUCAAAUAUUCUUAUGUUACUGGCCAUAAUGUUUGCCUUUCUCAUUUCCUUUCCAAAUAUGUAAUCCCUAAUGACAAGUAAUUUCAAAUAAAAAUUACUAUUAAAGAGGAAAUUGUUUAAUGAGACACAGAUGUUUUAAAAAUUACAAUUUAAUUAUACCUAUAAUAAAACCGAGUAGAAAAUUGUUUUAAAAUAAUCUAAACUUGUAACUUAAUAUUGAUAUGACCUAAUAAACUGAGUGCCAUUACUAGAA